Messenger RNA from Antechinus flavipes (yellow-footed antechinus), 5583 nucleotides. RefSeq names its product RUN domain containing 3B (gene RUNDC3B). Lineage: Eukaryota; Metazoa; Chordata; Mammalia; Dasyuromorphia; Dasyuridae. The transcript has 12 exons. Bases 1455 to 2894 code for a protein of 479 amino acids. The record is from RefSeq and is a predicted model, not a curated record.
ACUGUUAUUUGUGGUACUGGGAGAGUAAGUGACUUGCCAGUAUAUAGAAGAGGUAGGGUUUGAACCAGAGCUUCCUCAUUCUGAUAUCAGCUCUUGUUGGGUUAUCUUGUUUAAUGCAAGUCCUUCUCCUAUAAUUUUGCCUGCUAAAGGUAUCUGAGUUUGAAUCAUAGCCCUUUUAAUAGACUAGUAUCUCCAUAAGGACAUGGGAUGGCAUAUGUGCCAUCCCAGCAUCUGUCUCCCCCUGGAACUAGCCUAGUGCCUAAUAUAAAUGCUUAAUCAAUGUUUAUUGAAUGAAUGAAUGAAUAUUUAAUGAGAAUACUAAUGUGAAUGGAUCACAGACUCAUAGCUCUUGUGCUGACAAGGCCCUCGAAGGCCAUCUAGUCCAAUCCCGUUCAUUCUAGGGAUACUGAGGCGGGAGGAACUUCUCCAAGGUCACACCCAAGGUUCUCUGACUUCCAGAGACCGGGAGAACUAAGUGAAGGAUGAUGAUGAUGGUGAUGAUGAUGAUGGUGAUGACUCUCAGUCCACGCUUGCUGCAUGUGUCCCCAGGAUCUAGCACUAUCAAAAGGCCCUGGGAACAGAGCAGCUAAUGGAGCCGGCCCUCUGGGGCAUUGUUCUCUUUAGCCACAUAUCCUAACGAGCAUCCCCUAAUCAUUCGGGGCCGCCAGUGGUCUAGCUCCAGGUUGGCUCUUUCCCAGGGAGCUGGCCCAAAGCCGAAGCCCAGAAUUCCCACCACCCCAGCAGCCUGCGUAGUUCCCCUCUUCUUGCUCCUAGAUUCUAGGGCAGGGCCAGCUGGGCUGGAGCAGGGCGCUUUGACAGCUCGGAGUGAGCCAGAGUAGCUUAGAACGCGCCUGGUUAAAAAGUCCCGGAGGCGAGCUCCGCCUUCUGGGCUUUUUGAUUGGCUAAAGGGAUGGAUGGAUGGAUGGAUAGAUGGAUGGUCUGGUGGGUGGUUGAAGGGAGGAGGGAAGAGAGAGGGGGUGGUGUGGGGUGUGUGAGCGGUGCGCGAGCGGUGCGCGUGUAAGCGGUUCCUGAGCCCAGGCUCGCAUUCACAGGACCAGCAGAGGGAGGAGGUGGAAGAGAGGGACGAGAGGGGAGGAGAAGGGGGAGAGAAAUGCUCGCUUGUGCGUGAGGAUCUGCGGGUUACCAGCUGGGGUGCAGACCUGCGGGGCGGCCAGCCCCUCGGGUCUGCGGGGCGCGCUCAGGGCGGGGGUAGUGCGUGUGUGAAGGAGGGGGCGUUGGCGACGGCCGCGGUAGGAGAGGCUGCAGCCCGGGAGCGGGCUCGGGCCCCCACCUCUUCCAGACGCCGGUUUUCCUCCCCCGCAGCCUCACACCUCCUCCUACUUCUCUCCCAGCCCUCGCGCCCCUUGCCCGCCUAGCUCGGCCCGGGAGCGCAGUGGGUAAAGGACGGAGAGGGGGCUGCACAAGACAAAGGGGGCGCGGGGGAGCAGCUGGCGAUGGCUUCUCUGAGCCUGGGGGGGCUGAGCGUGAACCGUAGCGGCGGCAGCAGCAGCAGCAGCAGCAGCAGUAGCUGCAAGAAGAGCUUGAACGCCCGCAAUGCUGCAGUGGAAAGAAGGAACCUGAUUACCGUGUGCAGGUUUUCUGUCAAGACCCUGAUUGAUCGAUCCUGUUUUGAAACUAUUGAUGACUCAUCACCAGAAUUCAACAAUUUCGCUGCUAUUUUGGAACAGAUUCUAAGUCAUCGGCUAAAAGAGAUUUCCCAAAGUUGCAGAUGGCUGGCUCAUCUCCAAAUAACUCUUCAAGGUCAAGUAACCUGGUUUGGCUAUGAAAGCCCUCGUAGCUUCUGGGACUAUAUCAGAGUGGCCUGCCGAAAGGUUUCACAGAACUGUAUCUGCAGCAUUGAGAAUAUGGAAAAUGUCAGCUCUUCAAGAGCCAAGGGAAGAGCCUGGAUCAGAGUAGCACUCAUGGAAAAACAUUUAUCCGAAUAUAUCUCCACAGCUCUGAGAGACUUCAAAACAACCAGGAGAUUUUAUGAAGAUGGAGCAAUUGUCUUGGGUGAAGAAGCAAAUAUGCUUGCUGGCAUGCUGCUUGGACUCAAUGCGAUUGAUUUCAGCUUCUGCCUGAAGGGAGAGGGUUUGGAUGGCAACUUCCCAGCUGUCAUAGAUUAUACACCAUAUUUGAAAUUCACCCAAAGUUCUGAUAGCAUCAGCAGUGAUGAAGAAGAAUUAAGGACUUUGGGAAGCAGUGGUAGUGAAAGUAGUACUCCAGAGAAUAUUGGUCCUCCUUUUAUCAUGGAUGAAAAUAGUUGGUACAACAAGUGUAAGAGAGUUAAGCAGAAGUAUCAACUCACUCUGGAACAAAAGGGCUAUCUUGAAGAAUUGCUACGACUUCGAGAGAACCAACUGGCUGAAUCUGUUUCUCAAAACAAGUUACUGCUUCAGAGGAUUGAGGAUUCUGAUUUGACCCACAAAUUAGAGAAGGAACAGUUAGAGUACAUUAUUGUGGAACUGCAGGACCAGCUGACUGUGCUAAAGAAUAAUGAUUUAAGAUCAAGACAAGAGUUAACUACCCACCUCACCAAUCAGUGGCCUUCCCCAGGAGCUCUGGAUGUCAAUGCUGUUGCCUUGGAUACCUUGCUUUACCGAAAACACAAUAAACAGUGGGAUGACAAAAGUUUUCAAAGUCUGGACCAGUUAUCAGCAGAAGUUAGUCUAUCGCAGACAUCUCUGGGUCCAGCCCAUUCACAGGAUGGAGAUGGCAAACAAGACAUGUUAAAUUUAUUAAGUGAAGGUAAAGAAGAUACUCCUUCAUUACUUGGUCUCUGUGGCUCUCUGACCUCGGUUGCAAGUUAUAAAUCUUUAACAAGUCUGAAAUCAAGUGACUACCUUGCAAGUCCCACUACAGAGAUGACAAGUCCAGGCCUAACUCCUUCCUGAACAGCGAAUGUGAUGGCAACCAGAAAAGAUCUCUUAUGUUACAUACAUUCAGUCUACAUUCCAUGGGUUUGACUGCCGGGGUUUGACUGCAAAUAGUUAUAUGCUUUUUUUUUUUUUUUUUUAAAGAUUUCAUUUAUAUUCUCUUAUUUAGAAACCAGUUCAUAUACUCUCAAUGAAGAAUGUCUUAAUUUCUCCAAUAAAUGUACAAUUUUUAAAGGUGAACUGAUAAAAGAUUUUAACAAAUUUAAAUCAGAUAGCGUCCCAAAUAAUUAAGGUGUGGCAAAAUGCACACACUCUUCAAGUGAUUUUUCACAUGUUUAUUUAAAUAUUUAGCUACUAGAACCUGAGUUCAUGGGAUUUAAACAAAGCAUUUUCAUGGAUUAAUGCCGAUGGCAUAUUAAAGGAGAAAUGAUCCCCAAAGAGGGCCAAGAUAAGGCAGUUGUAUGCCUCGGACAAGUCUGAAAAGUCUAUGCCCUGUGUUAUUGCCCACUGGAGACAUUGUGCCUCCAUGUAACACAUCUUUGCAUACCCCCAAAUCGAUACCUAUAUGGAUGGCUUGGAAAGUAAACUUUUCUGGCAUAGUGUUUUUUAAAAAAUGGUACUCCUUGCCCUAGUCCUCCAUGACCCAGGGUGAGUUGAGACCUCCUACCUGCCUCUCCAUAGUUUAGCUGUAGCUUCACAACUUCAGGUUUUUCAUUAAAUUCUUGCAGUAAUCCAACACUUUUAAAGUCUUCUAGUGUAUGAUUAAGAUUGUCAGAAUUGUUCAGAUUUUGAAGAAGCUUAUUCAAUUAAUUUAAAAAUACUUUUCAGUUUUUAACAUUUACCAGUUGAUACUGACAUUCCACUUUACCUUUUAUAAAUUUUAUAGACAUUUACCUUUUUAGACAGUUGAUAACGAUUUGAUAAGGUCCAUGAAAAACGGAUUUAUAAUAAGAUAGAUGCACUUUAGGGAAACGAUUAACUAACCAAGUAACCUUGGACAGGUUUCCCUGAAAUUUUCUAAAAACAUUAACUGGUAAAUUGCCAUGUGUAUACACACACACACACACACACACACACACACACACACACACUCCAAAAGGAAAACUGUAAAAAGAUGGGGAAAAAAAAUAGAAAUAAUUUGGAUGGAUGGCUUAAAUUUAAACAUACCUGAUAACAUCAUAUAUACCAUGCUAAAGUUUUUUCUCUCCAAUGUUAAAUAGCAAUAAAGUAUAUUUUUUCCAGGCUUUAUAAUUAAUUACACUAUUCCAUUCAUUAAAAACAAAAUUAUUAAUAAAUUUUGCUCCAUAUUUCAAAUGAUAAUAUUAACCUAUGUGACAUUGGGCUUUCUGAUAAUCAAUAUUCUCAUCUCUGAAAUAAAUUUGGACUAAAUCUUAUAACAUUUUAUAAUUAGCACUCACAUUUUGUUAUAUAGAAGUAGAGAGCUUAUUAUAAAUAAGUCCAGGAAUACUUUUUGAGGCUUCAGUUUCCAUAGCUUCAAGUAAUCACUUAUUUACAUAUCCCACUAUACUAAUUUAGAGUUAUAAAUAGAUGAUUUCUUUCCCAUAGCUGCUUUUUGUUUGGGAUGGGGGGGUGGGGGGGAAGUAUAGUGUAUAUUUUGUUGUGCCAAAGAAGUUUUAAAAAUUGUUUACAUGAAGUUACUGAAAUACUGGAAACUUCAUAUCUUUGUUUUUAGAUGGCAUUUAUUUAUGAUAGAUGUGAGUGAUUUAUAUUUUAAAAUACAAAGUAAUAUAGGACUUUUAAGUACUUGGCACUACUCAUUUGCUUUAUUUCCAUGAAAAAAUAAUUGGAAUAACAAAAAUUUAACCCAAUUAUUCUUUGAAGUACAAAGCAAACAAAUGUGGGAAUUUAUUGAGUUACUUAGAUGUUAUUUGACCACUCUAAUAAUUUACACUAAAAAUAAAUAAUAGUUGUAGGUGGAAUAGGCUUAUAUUGUAUGAUUUAAGAAGGAAAAAAAAAAAAAAGAAAUACUGACGUUAAAAAAAUUUAAAUCCCUUCCAUCUCUUAUAAUGAUAACUUACAAUUUAAGCUACCUUGAUACAAAAGAAGGAUUUAAGAGCAGUUUUAAUAGCAGCAGUAGGGGCAGUGUAACCAAAUAGCUGCCUACUUAAUUUUGCCUUGGUCCUGGAUUAAUAGUACUACUUUCACAAGAUCUGCCACAGAGAAUGAUAUCACUUAAUUGUAAUUAUCAACCUACCUUUAUGACAUUCUAUUUUUAGGUUAUUUAUUAAAUAACUGAUUUGCAUACAUUUUUAGUAUACAGAAAAAGGUGGAAUCCUUAAAAGUGUUCAGAUUUUAUUUAAUGGAUAUGAUCAACACCUUGUGCAUUCUUAUAUUUUACUGUGUGCAGAAUUAAACAUUUUUCUUCACCCAUCAUAUAAAAGACACAAUCACAGUUUUUUACUUCUGUCAUGCUCCCUUUCUCGGAGCUCUUAGAGUAAAGUUCAUUUGCUCUUGUGGAAUUUCAGCUUUCUACAUAAGUCAUUUCAUAUUAGUCAUAGAAUUUAUAGUUGUCUGUGCAUGAGGAAACUGAUUGUAUGUCUCAAGCCUCAGUUUUAAGUGGCAAUGUUCAUUGUUCAGGAAAAAAAAAAUACCAUGAAUGUUGAAUUAAUGCCAAAACUUGUAUGGUGUAUUUUGUUGCCUUGAUAUAUAUUUGUUGCAUGUAAAUUAAAUAUUUUAUAGCCAUCAA